Meira miltonrushii is the source of this 4045-nucleotide messenger RNA. RefSeq names its product kinase-like protein. The coding region runs from base 208 to 3954 and encodes 1248 amino acids. The transcript has a single exon. Gene Ontology annotation, biological process: peptidyl-serine phosphorylation; intracellular signal transduction. Gene Ontology annotation, molecular function: protein serine/threonine kinase activity; ATP binding. The record is from RefSeq and is a predicted model, not a curated record. Lineage: Eukaryota; Fungi; Basidiomycota; Exobasidiomycetes; Exobasidiales; Brachybasidiaceae.
CGAUGAGACCCGAUAGAUUGAAUGAUGUAUGAAUGACUUGUUCCAUCUACCAUUACAAGGUCAUCAACUCCAAAAAAUCAUUCAAGCAAGCACCUUUUGACCAGCGAAGCUCAAGAAAUAUAAAGUAACGCAAUGUUGUUCAUCUUGAAUUAUCCCCGCAUCUAGCAAGGUCAUAACAUUGCUCUCCUACACAUCUAAGUCACCUCCAUGGAUUCAAAUGCUAUCUCAUCAUGGGAACAUCGCCGUUCGCGAUUAAAGGAGUUGACUGAAGAACCAUGCAUUACCCAAGCACAUCAAGAAGCCCUGUUUGCUGCUUUACAUCUACCGCAAACGGAUGAGAAUGCAGCGAAUACGUGUGCUUGCAAUACAAAAUCCCAUUAUCUGGUCGAUCAAAAUGAUGAGAAUGAACGACUAGGCAGGCAAUUGGAUCUUUCAAUGGCAAUCUUAUGGUCCAUAAAAAAGGAAGUCCGAGAGUCAAAUCUUGCACGAUUAAGAGCCUCGAGAGUGCUGAAAGGCAUGUCUUCCGUGUGUCUUACUGAUUCAAGUCGAGAUUUCAUAUCAAUCAAUUGCUUAGAGUCCAAUCGUGAGGGGACUGUAGAGCUAGUACGCUCAAGAUUCGAUCGAAAAAUCUAUAUUCUCAAAUCCACUACAAAAGGAGCUGCCAAGAGAGGCUUCAAAUCAAACGCACCUAUGAAUGAACGGAGACUUCUCACUUUGGCACAAAAGGAGAUCAGAGGACGAACAAGCUUCACACCUUUUUGCAUCGCCUCUUUUCAGAGUCAAGCAAGCUUGCAUAUCUUGAUGGAAUAUUGUCCUGCAGGUGACCUUUAUCAUUUUCUCGAAAGUGCUGGUCAAGCACCAAAAGAUCACGAAGCACGCAACAGGACGGGUGGUCUCUUAUCUCUUCAAUACGUCCGGUCGUAUGCUAUCGAUAUGGUGGCUGCCGUCUCUUGGCUUCACGCCCAAGACUUCAUGCACAGAGAUAUCAAACCAGGAAAUUGGCUCAUAGACCGAUCAGGUCACCUGUUGAUGUGCGAUUUAGCAAGUUCGGCGCCUUUUGCACGAUUUGAUGAAGUACCAGCAACGGCAAAUUUACCAUUCGCAUCUGGUGGUGGCGGGAAUGGCGGUCUGAGACGGAGCAAAAGAAAUCAAAGAAGGGUGCUCUAUCGUCAUUGCUGCUUGAUCGGGACGGCAGACUACAUUGCACCUGAAAUAUUUUGGUCGGCAGAUCUGAUGAGUCGCAGACGUCAAAGACAAGACUUUUCAUACCUCAGCAGUAUGGAUGCCUCCUCUACACUUCUCAACAAUUCAAUGCAAAGCGAAGAAGAAGGAGAGGAUGAUGAUGAACCACCGCCGGAAGGACCAGGUCUAUAUGGGCCUGAAUGUGACUGGUGGAGCGUUGGAGUGCUCUUGUACGAAAUGGUCUUUAAACAACUGCCUUUCUUCUCCGAGAAGAUUGCCGACACGAUGGAGAUGAUCAAGAAUCACAAAGACUAUUUUCGAAUGGAUCACAGGGUGAAUUGCUCUGAGCAGUUGCACGAUCUGAUCACCUGCUUAAUCACGGAUGCAGAUCGUAGACUUGGCACAUUUUCGUCAUCAGAGGUACAACAGCAUCCUUUCUUCCUUGGAGUAGAUUGGUCUAGACCGUGGCAAAAUCCUGCACCUUUUAUUCCACAUUUGGAAACCAUCGCCGACACCAGUGAUGGCUCCUGUCAACCAGAGCCCUCAAUUCUACAUAGUCCCAGCGCUGGGAUGAAUAGCCAAUCGUUCGAUGCUGGACCAAUGAAUUGGUCAAAAGUGUGGGCAAACGAUGCCAAUGACUUUCCUGGCUUUCCAAAUUCUGUUGAAAUAUCUCGUGCUGCGUUGGACGAACGUUCUGGUGGGAAUUGCGGUGGUAAUCUUAAUCAAUCGCAACAUAUUUCCGAGGCUAAUUUGAGUAAAAUGUCGCAUCGAGCAGGCAAUUCGUACUUUGAUCAAUCGCAUUCUCAUGAACGUACCACGGUAGCACAAUGGUCUGGCUUGGAUCUGACGUGGUUUGGUUUUUCUUACGUUCCGCCUUUUGAUGCGUUUGAUACAUCUCAGAUAGAAGUACAGAGCCAGUUGUCAUCUUCAUCGCCUCUCUCUCAGAAGCCGGAUUCGUCAAACGUCAGUGGUAUCUUGUCUGGUGCUGAUGUCUCAGCGCCAAUAGAAUCCACUCCGCCGCAAGCCAAGAAGACAUUCGAUCAUCGGUCAACAUAUAAGCACCGUGCGAGUCUCCAUCGUCACGCAGUGCAAACAGCCACAAAGAUGAGGGGGGCUUCGGGAUCGAUCAGUAUACAUGAUGGGCGUUUUGUUACACCUGUUCGGCAAAGAUCUUACAGUAAUUUAAGUGACCCCGCAGGUAAUAGUUCAACGGCCAUACCAGUUCCCGCCUCUCCUUACCCUUUCCCUGUCGCACAAUCAGCAAGACCAAAGAAGACGCCUUACACUGGGAAUGUAUUGAAGAGAAAUGAUCUAGAGCGUGCACGCUCAGCCUCGGCGUCUGGGGAAGGAUCGGAUUCGAGAUGCUCGGGAGGUAGUAAUGCUAAACGUGAGAUUUCAGAGCGUGAAGCAUGGCGGGAGUUGAAGAUUGCGGUAAUGCAAAGUGCAAAAAAAGGAAGACGUGCUGGCCAGGAAACGAUGGCAAGAGAUGAUGACGAUGAAGAAGAAGAAGAGGUUAACGCAAAGAGUCGAGCUGUAAAUACUUCAAGUGAUUCAGUGGCCGAUGAGUCGCAUGUGCCAAAGAAUGCUUUGCGAAAUCAAAGAAAAUCCGAAGGCGGUGGAGAUCGUAGAUCGGUAAGACUCCAGCUGACAUCUUUCGAUAAACGUCCGGCAACGGCAGGCUAUAGCCAGCCCAGGCAACCGUUGGAACCGAUUCUGGAUCUAUCACCUACGAAUCGUUCCAUCUCACCAUUAUCUAUGGCAUCAUCUGCAUCGCCGGCAGAGAGUCCAGAUGGUGGAGGUGGGAUGAUCCCUACGCUAUCCGCACUCAGUCGCACAACACCAAAAUCACAAGCGAUUGGAAGGCAAAAGAGUGCGAGACAAUUACUGCUUAAAGCUCAACACCGUGAUACACCGACAAGGGUAGCAAGAAGCGCAAGUCCGAUGCUCACUGAGCCGCCAGGAAAUCUGACCGCCUUUUUGGGCAAGCCAGAAGAGAAUGAAAUCACACGAAAGACUGGUCAACUGACCCGUAUGAAUUCCGGCAUUGCAAACACACUCAAAAAGGUGGAUAUAGAACCGUCAGUUGAACCAUUAGGAGAUGCUAAUCAUACGAUGGCACCUAUGCCGAUUGUUCGAUUCCAACGUCCGCAUUCAAGUGCGAUAUUCCGUCGCCGUGAGAGUCAUGAGAUUAUGUCACAAUAUCGCAAAGGAGUGAAUCCGGAAGCAAGAUUGGAAGAUGAGAAUGCACCUGGACAUGUUUCUGCAGAAGAAGUUAAUCAUACGAACGCACAUAUGCCAAAAGCGAUUGCCCUAUUCAAACGUAGACAUUCAAACAUGCCGCUGCUCCGUCAUCGUGGUAGUCUUGAGAUUAUGUCGCAAUUUCGCAAAGGAGUGAAUCCGGAUGCAGGAUCGGAAGAUGAGAAUGCACCUAAACAAACCCCUCCAACUUUAGUCAUAAAUACAGCGGCAAGCAAUAAGAUCAAUCAAGUCGGAGGAUGGUUGAGUAGUCCAGGCCUGCCAAGCCACCCUGAUACGUUUGGCGGAGCUAACCCACCCGCAAGUGAUAAUGAAGGUUACCCUUCAUCGUAUUAUAUGAGGUCGGUAUCUGCUCCUACUAUUAGGGAGCCUUUACGUACGAUUGAAAGGCGGGAUGACGAAUUGGAUCGCUAUCAACAAUAUCAUAAUGAAAUCGAAGAAGGGCUCCACGAAAUGGAUGUUAAGUUGGCUAGACUGAAAGCAAGUCUGCAAGACUUUUAUCCCCCCAACGGUUAGCCAAACGGUUAAUCUUUGCUCACUCUUUAAGUUACACCUUUUGCUUUAUCUUGUACCAGUAUUUUACCUUAAUCAUGCUAACCCAAUAAAU